UCUACAUCCUUCCUCUUCAGUCGUUUCAUUUCUCACUGGGUUCCCUCAAAACCACCUUCAAAUUCAUUCAGAGGUCAAUCAAAAUCUAAGAGACCAGCUUCGACUCAAGCUUUGUUAUUUCGCACGCCUUUCUCUUCAGAAACGCGAACAUGUGUUCGAACUGGACCAACUCGUCUUGUAUAACUGCUGAUCUCGAACCUUCUAACCGGUUCCAGGCGUCGGCCGUGGUGUAUGGCCUGGUUCUGGCAGUGGGUCUACCGCUCAAUACGCUGUCCCUGUGGAUCCUGCUGCGCUCUCACGGGUUACGGUCACCGUGCGCCGUGCUCAUGGUGAACCUCGCCGUGUCCGACCUGCUCCUCGCGCUCUCCCUGCCGCUGCGCGUCUACUUUUACGCAACGCUCCAGUGGCCGUUUGGAGCUGCCACAUGCACCGCUGCUUUAAUGUUGUUUCGCGUGAACAUCAGAACGAGCUGUAUCUUCAUCACUUUAAUCAGCGUGGACCGGAUGAUCGCCCUCGUCUUCCCUCUGCGCUCCCGGUCUUUGAGAACCUCCGGGUGCGCGCUGAAGUGCUGCGCGGUCGUGUGGAUCCUCCUCACUACCCUCUGCAUCCCAGAGAUUGGAAGACUCUAUGACGCCCUGAAGGGGUGUCCAAAAAUACCGUGCUUUGAGAUUCAAGUGCACUCCAAAAGCUCGCAUGUCGUCUCGAUCUCACAGGCGAUAUUUUUAUUAGUACUCCUUAUGGUCAACAUCGUCUCCACGGCCGUGGUCGUAAUCGUUCUGAGGAAGCGUCCCAGCGCUGGAGCGGCCAAGGUGAACAACAAAAUGAACGUGAUAAUGAUUUUUAUAGUCAACAUGUUGGUGUUUGUGAUAUUUUUCUUGCCGUUUACUUUACAUCUCUUGACGUACACUGAGAACGAUUGCGGGGAGUCUUUACUCGCGCUCGUGUGCUUGGCGAGUGUCAACUGCUGUCUGGAUCCGCUCAUCUACUACUUCUCUCUGGACUCGUUCUGGCAGGACAAGGGGAAAAGACAAACGGAAGCAGGCACUCAUUCUCUCAGCAGGUCGAUGGAAAUGUCUUAACAGUUAGGAUAAACAACGGAGCCCACAAUAGGGCAUUGAGAUGGAUGAAGAUGGAAGGAAAGUGAUAUUACAAUGUUUUUGAGCUCUUUCGCAAAAAAAACAAACAAAAAAAAGCAUUUCGUUCCACUGGGAAAAAAUGCGCUUGCUCGCAAAAGUAUUGAAUAAGAGUGAAUUGCGGGCAAAUUGGGACACUUUUGAGAGGACUGUAGACCUGUAGUCUUUCUCCGACGUUCUUUUGUUUCCCU
Messenger RNA from Carassius carassius (crucian carp), 1324 nucleotides. RefSeq names its product lysophosphatidic acid receptor 5b (gene lpar5b). NCBI's taxonomy places the organism in Eukaryota, Metazoa, Chordata, Actinopteri, Cypriniformes, Cyprinidae. Gene Ontology annotation, molecular function: lysophosphatidic acid receptor activity. Gene Ontology annotation, cellular component: membrane. The record is from RefSeq and is a predicted model, not a curated record. Gene Ontology annotation, biological process: phospholipase C-activating G protein-coupled receptor signaling pathway; positive regulation of Rho protein signal transduction. The coding region runs from base 150 to 1079 and encodes 309 amino acids. The transcript has a single exon.